AUGGAUAAUCCUAGGAGACAUACAACAACUAGUGCUACGACUACUGCGACUAGCAAUGGCGAUUUCUCGCUACAGUCUAGGUCUCCGAACGCUCCCCGACAUGAUGUUCCGUCACCUGCCGGCAAAGCAGACCCAGGAAUAACGAAGAAGACAACAAGAAGGAGCAAGUAUCGACAUGUGGAGGUCUACCAUUCGAAGCUACGGCACUCGAGCCUUAGUAGAGACUCAGGUACUACAACUAGCUUCCUUGGUUUCCGCAACCUGAUGGUGAUUGUUUUGGUUGCUAUGAACUUCCGCCUGAUUAUAGAGAAUUUCAUGAAGUAUGGUGUUCUCAUCUGCAUCAAAUGCCAUGAUUACCGAAAGCAAGACGUGGUCCUUGGCUCCAUCCUAUUCUCCCUCGUCCCGUGUCACCUAUUUAUCGCCUAUGUGAUUGAAUUGGCUGUCGCGAAACAGGCCAAGAAGACAGUAGGCCAGAGAAAGAAAGAUGCAUCCGCGGAGGAGAACGAACGUGGGCAGCAGGUUUUCCAGAGGACCUGGCGAUUUGCCGCGUUCUUCCAUACGCUCAAUGCAACACUCUGUCUUGCCGUGACGAGCUUUGUGGUAUACUUCUAUAUUCAUCAUCCGGGGAUUGGGACGGCCUGCGAGGUUCACGCCAUUAUCGUGUGGUUGAAGAACUGCUCGUAUGCCUUUACCAAUCGAGACCUUCGACAGGCGAUGCUCAAUCCGUCUGCGGAGUCUGCCCUGCCCGACAUCUAUUCUUCAUGCCCGUAUCCUAGAAACAUUACGCUUGGAAACCUCACAUACUUUUGGUUAGCUCCAACACUGGUUUACCAGCCAGUGUAUCCCCGGUCGUCGCACAUCCGGUGGUCUUUUGUGGCGAAACGCCUGGGAGAGUUCUUCUGUUUAGCCGUGUUCAUGUGGCUUCUUUCAGCUCAGUAUGCCACGCCGGUGUUACGGAACUCGAUUGAUAAGAUCGCCGUCAUGGACAUUGCAUCCAUUCUGGAGAGAGUCAUGAAGCUGUCCACCAUUUCUCUGGUCAUCUGGCUGGCGGGUUUCUUCGCUAUCUUCCAAUCCUUGCUGAAUGCGCUAGCCGAAGUAAUGCGGUUUGGUGACCGCGAGUUCUACACAGACUGGUGGAAUAGCUCUAGUCUGGGGACCUACUGGCGGUCUUGGAACCGUCCAGUGUAUCUCUUCAUGAAGAGACAUGUAUACUCACCAUUAGUAGGACGAGGGUGGAGUGCCCUCGCGGCGAGUACAAUGGUGUUUUUCAUUUCUGCUGUGCUCCAUGAGAUGCUUGUUGGGAUUCCCACUCAUAACGUUAUUGGAGUCGCAUUCUUCGGAAUGAUGUUCCAGCUCCCCUUGAUCGCCAUUACCACGCCAUUGGAGAAAAUGCAUGAUCCUCUAGGCAAGGUAAUUGGCAACUGUAUCUUUUGGGUUAGCUUCUGCGUUGUUGGUCAGCCACUGGGGGCGCUACUCUACUUCUUCGCAUGGCAGGCGAAAUAUGGUAGUGUAAGCAGGGGCUAG
This is a messenger RNA of Aspergillus chevalieri, 1524 nucleotides long. RefSeq names its product putative diacylglycerol O-acyltransferase (DgaT). Gene Ontology annotation, biological process: triglyceride biosynthetic process. The record is from RefSeq and is a predicted model, not a curated record. Bases 1 to 1524 code for a protein of 507 amino acids. Gene Ontology annotation, molecular function: diacylglycerol O-acyltransferase activity. Gene Ontology annotation, cellular component: endoplasmic reticulum membrane. The transcript has 4 exons. Lineage: Eukaryota; Fungi; Ascomycota; Eurotiomycetes; Eurotiales; Aspergillaceae.